Messenger RNA from Penicillium lagena, 1437 nucleotides. RefSeq names its product serine incorporator domain-containing protein. The transcript is spliced from 4 exons. The record is from RefSeq and is a predicted model, not a curated record. NCBI's taxonomy places the organism in Eukaryota, Fungi, Ascomycota, Eurotiomycetes, Eurotiales, Aspergillaceae. Gene Ontology annotation, cellular component: membrane. Bases 1 to 1437 code for a protein of 478 amino acids.
AUGGGCGCCCUCUUGUCCCUGCCGCUGCUGGCAGUGCCCAGCGUUGGCACCCUCAUAACUAUUGGAACUUCAUGCUGCGGAGCUGCAACGUGUGGUGCUGUCUGCAGUGCCUGUGGCAAGUUUAACAACAGUAUCGCAACGAGAAUCGCCUAUGCCUUCAUCCUCUUGCUUAACUCCAUCGUAUCCUGGAUUAUGCUCACGCCAUGGGCCCUGAAAAAACUGCAACACUUGACGCUUGACUACAUGGAGAUCCAAUGCGACGGGAAAGAGUGUUACGGUUGGGUGGCGGUCCAUCGCAUCAACUUCGGUCUCGGUCUCUUCCACUUGAUUCUCGCUCUUUUACUGCUCGGCGUCCACACAUCCAGGGAUAGCCGUGCUGCCCUCCAGAAUGGCUUUUGGGGACCGAAGAUUAUCCUGUGGGUCGCAUUUGUGGUGAUGUCGUUUUUUAUCCCUGAAGCCUUCUUCAUGGUCUACGGCAGUUACAUCGCCUUCUUUUGCGCCAUGCUUUUUCUUCUCCUGGGUCUGAUUCUCCUGGUCGACCUGGCCCAUUCUUGGGCAGAGCUGUGUCUGCAGAAGAUCGAGGACAGCGACUCGCGUCUGUGGCGCGGCCUGCUGAUUGGUUCGACUCUGGGCAUGUACCUUGCGUCGAUCGUCAUGACGAUCCUGAUGUACAUCUUCUUUGCGAAAGGAGACUGCCGAAUGAACCAGGCUGCUAUUACGAUCAAUUUGAUCGUCUUCCUGGUCAUCUCAAUGAUUUCGGUUCAACCUGCGGUUCAAGAAUCCAAUCCCCGGGCGGGCCUGGCGCAAGCGGCCAUGGUCACCGUUUACUGUACCUAUCUCACCAUGUCUGCCGUCUCCAUGGAGCCGGAUGACAACCACUGCAACCCGCUGAUUCGCUCCCGUGGCACGAGAACCGCCACGAUUAUCCUGGGCGCAAUCGUGACGAUGGCGACCAUUGCGUACACGACCACUCGUGCCGCCACUCAGGGGAUUGCAUUGGGCUCCAAGGGUGGACACGGCUACGUCGAGCUGGGCACCGAGGACAACGAGCACGGCUUGGUGACCCAGCAGCCCAACCCCCGCCGCGAGAUGCGUGCUGAAGCGCUCCGAGCCGCUGUGGAGAGCGGAAGUCUGCCAGCGAGUGCCUUGGACGACAGUGAUGACGAGGAUGAGGUCGAGGCCAGCAGCAAGGACGAUGAGCGCGGAUCGACGCAGUACAACUACUCACUCUUCCACAUCAUUUUCUUCCUCGCCACGACGUGGGUGGGCACGCUGUUGACCCAGAACCUCGACCUCGAGAGCUCGCAGGAUUUUGCUCCCGUGGGCCGGACCUACUGGGCCAGCUGGGUGAAGAUCAUCAGUGCCUGGGUGUGCUAUGCGAUCUAUCUCUGGACGCUUGUCGCGCCGGUUCUCCUGCCGGAUCGAUUUGCUGCGUAG